Phaedon cochleariae (mustard beetle) is the source of this 650-nucleotide messenger RNA. NCBI's taxonomy places the organism in Eukaryota, Metazoa, Arthropoda, Insecta, Coleoptera, Chrysomelidae. The record is from the annotation of a GenBank genome assembly.
GGAAGCAAAUAAUCGAUGACCUUGCAAUGUUUGUAAAUAAGACAGACACGGUGUAGUGUUUUCGUACGAAGUGCUGUGUGAUUUAUCCCGAAAUUCGGCGAAUUUAAAUUUGCUAGGACAGUCGAUAUGGAGUUUCAAGAGAUGGCUGUCAUCCAGGAGCAUAGUGUUUGUGAGGGUCCUUCUCGCAAGGAAUCGGGGAAGAGAGGACGGAAACCAGGCAGAAAAUCAUCUGAAAAGGUUGACAUGAAAGCCAAAUUAGAACGUAGUCGUCAAAGUGCUAGAGAAUGUCGAGCUCGUAAAAAAUUGCGAUACCAAUAUCUGGAAGAACUUGUAGCUGACAGAGAAAAAGCCGUAUUUGCUCUGAGACAAGAAUUAGAACAGUAUCAUCUGUGGGCACAAGAUAUAGAUGCAGGUAGACAUCCAGAAGGACUUCAAGCAGCCCUAGAAGAGAGCAUCGAAAGUAGAACAGAAAAAUAAAGGAUCCUUUUUUGUGAUACACUGUACAUUUUUUACCAUUGGAUCUAUUUUCUAUAUUAUUCUUUAUGAUUGUUUGACAAUCCGCAUUAUUAUGACAUUCACCAAGAGUUGAAGUUUGUUUUUAUUAUUGUUUCCAUUGUAUUUUAUGAAGAAAUAUACAUUAGUAAUAAUAU